Didymodactylos carnosus is the source of this 536-nucleotide messenger RNA. The record is from the annotation of a GenBank genome assembly. Lineage: Eukaryota; Metazoa; Rotifera; Eurotatoria; Philodinida; Philodinidae.
AUGAAUCCCAUAGUAUGGGAACGUCAGGUACCUACAGGACUGCCUUCAACGAUCCCUAACGCACCAUUCAAUUUUUCUCAAAAUCAGCCUCCAGCUGUACCUCCGCCUCCUGGUUUUUCAAGAAGUGCUCUUAAUGGCGCACCACCGCCAAACAAUCCAGUAAUACCAAAUCAAACCGGUCCAUCUGCAGGAACUUCUGCCAUGCAAAAUCUAUUUGGCGGUGGAGGAGGACAGCCAAAUCAAACUCAACCUGGUCGAUCUGCAGGAAAUACUGUCAUGCAAAAUGUAUUUGGUGGUGGAGGAGGACAAUCAAACCAAUAUCAAACUGGCCCAUAUACAGGACAUUCUCCCAUGCAAAAUGUAUAUGGCAAUGGAGGAGGACAACCAAACCAAACUCAACCUGGUCCACCUGCAGGAAAUUCUGCUAUGCAAAAUCUGUUUGGCGGUGGAGGAGGACAACCAAACCAAAAUCAAACUGGUCCAACUGCAGGAGGUUCUGCCAUGCAAAAUCUGUUUGGCGGUGAAGGAGGACAAGC